Durio zibethinus is the source of this 1729-nucleotide messenger RNA. Lineage: Eukaryota; Viridiplantae; Streptophyta; Magnoliopsida; Malvales; Malvaceae. The record is from RefSeq and is a predicted model, not a curated record.
UCAAGACAAUUGCACGUGCAGGCUAAACGACAAAACUUAGUGCAUUUUUAACGGAAAAAAUAUAUAAAAAAGACUCAAAAAGUGCGCUGCACACUGUUUUCCUUUCGGCUUUCAUCGCCAAACCCACCAUUAAUGACAGUUGGAAACCGAAGCUUUUAAUCUUCGAGUGACCCUCGAAUGGUUUUCAUGCUUGUUGAUUCUUUAAUAUCCAUAGUCGCAUGCAGCCAACCAGGCCGAGUUUUGAUCUCUUCAGUCAGGGGAUUGAAUACGAUCUCUGGGUCUAAAUCUGAUGACGAAAAGGAACUCUCCUUGAAUUUUCUUUUUGAUUGAAUUUUUGUUUUACUUGAAUUUUUCCUUUUUGUUUUUGUUGUUAAAUUAUGGGUUAAUAUCUAGAAUUGCAACUGAAUUAUCGUAAAUGUAAAUGUUGAAAAUUUUUAAUUUAGUAGUUGAAUUAUAAAUUUGUUAAUUAAUAUGAUACUAAGAAAGCUAUUUGUCAGCCACUAGUUCAAGGACAAUUUGUGACGUUAUCUCUGGUUUUAUUUUACUCUAUUUUCGCCAACUUCCAGUCUGAUUUAUUUGGCAAUCAAGUAAAUAGAUUUCAAGAAAGACAACCAAAAUCGGCGGACUUAUUGCUUCUCAUGAAAAAGAAGGAGAUGAGGAGAGGUUAUAAUUUCAAAAACACAAUUGCUUUUGUAUUUUUGGUGGUGUGCUUUUGCUGUACCUUGGUGAUGAUCAUUUCAAUGCUUAAAGUUCCAGAUGCAGCAGUAGGCAAUAAAGCAUUGCCCUUUCACAAGAACGUAAACAUUCUUAAAGCCACUGAUAAUGGCAACUCAUCACUUGGUACAUUUGGGAACAUGAUGAUUCAGAUGCUACCCCAAGAUCUUGCUUUCACUGUUUUUAUCCCUUCGGAAAUAGCUUUCGAGCGCGAUUUAAGGUUACACGCGAACGAUAGUUUGGUUGGGGAAAAGAUGAAUGACACAUAUGCGGUGAUCUCUCGUGUGUUAGGUUUCUCAGCUGUUCCUCGCACUCUUGAUUCAGCCAUGGUGCCUGCAGAUGAAGAGGUGUCCUAUGAUUCAUUGUCGGGGUUCACAUUGUUCAUUUCAAAGGAUGUAGGAGGAGUGCUGGUGGUUAAUGGAGUGAAGUCAGACAGGGUUGAUUUAAGGAGAGGGAAGCUUGUUAUGCAUGUUAUGGAUGGUGUUAUUAUGGAUGCAGAGUUUGAGCAGUCGGUUCAGCCUGAUUUUGAUGGAACCGAUUGAGUUAAGGAGGCUGGUGAGGGCUGUCUGGAACAAUGGCUGGAUAGCUAUGAUUGCCCAGUCUUUUUUAUACAGUUUCACAGGCGAAAUUUGAUCCAUAAAGAAUUCAAAGAUAUAGUCUUGUUUUGCCUCUUUAUUUUGUCAAUCUGCAAUUUUUGUAUAACUGAUGGACAAAAUGAAAGAUUAAGAGCAGCAGUGAAGCAGUACUUGCUGCGGUUCAUCAAAACAAACUAAAGAAAAGAAGGCACAUCUUUGAGCUGAGUGUUGUAUUUAUGUUGACGGAUUAACAAAGUUAUUUUUGGUCUUCAUUAUAUUUGGUUAAUGUCAAGUUAGGGAGUAAUUGUAUUGAUACCAAUUUAAAUAUACCAAUUUAAAUAUACUCAAAUCAAGCAAUAUGAUUUUAGAUUAAAUGUAAUUUCAUUGUUAUUUGUUUGCGUCGACAUAUGAGAUGAAUCGGUGUUUUCUAACAAAAAAAU